Messenger RNA from Batrachochytrium dendrobatidis JAM81, 1824 nucleotides. RefSeq lists its product as uncharacterized. Bases 1 to 1824 code for a protein of 607 amino acids. Lineage: Eukaryota; Fungi; Chytridiomycota; Chytridiomycetes; Rhizophydiales. The transcript has 3 exons. The record is from RefSeq and is a predicted model, not a curated record.
AUGCGGGAUGGGGUUUCAAGGAACGCUAAAAGACAAAGUAAGCAAAGCAUAUCAGAAUUGGAGCAAGAAACUCACAAAGCGCCAAUAUCCAGUGAAUUAGACUUUUCACCAGCUGCAUUGGAAUGCAACCAGGACGAGCACACUGCAUCUUGCAGUAUUAUUUGUGAUACAUUUUGUCGGAAUGGCCGUCUAAAUGCCAGUUGUAUUCACAGGAUUGAAUUAAGCUCAGAUUCAAUCCCAAAACUACUAUUCAACCCAGUCAAGUCUUUAGGUCAGCAGCUGGAACAGGACCUGCAAUCACACGCACCUCUGCCAUUUAUACCCAAGAUAUUUUUACAGCCCAAAAAGUUUCAUAUCAGGAUUGUGGACACCAAGACAUGCAUCAGGUCUGGUGGGCUGAAACCUGUAGCUACGGUUUUAUCCACUGCUGAUACUUUAGUGAAUCUACUUGCAUGUAACAUUCAAAAAAAUCUGUAUUGCCAUGAAAAACUGCUAUUCAAAGGACAAUCCGCUCAUAUCAAGGACUCUGUUGGCAACACACUGCUACAUGGUUUAAAUGCUCUCAAAACUGAUAAGCUUUUUCGCGUCAAUUCAAUCACGCAGUCUAGGUUAUAUGAUCCAUUCCCCAAUAUAUUGCAUAUAGAUUCCAAACCUCAUGAUGGAUUGAGACCAUUGAGAUAUGCAAUGAACCACAACUCACUUUUGUCAAUUGAUUCAGUAUCACAGACACCUUUGCGUGUGUUUGUGAUGAAUAGAUUGAAAUUAGAUCACCCAGAACUCGUAGAUUCAUUGUUAUCGCAAAUCAACGAGUCCAAAAAUGAGCCAAACACUCGGUACACCAUUCAGUCAAAAGAAUCAAACAGUAGCCCAGUCACAGUCGAUGAUAGUGUGAAAAGUCGCCUACUUUGUGACAGGCACAGCAGUCAAGACACUGAUAUUUUAAAUAUGGCAUCACAGUCUAAAAAUUGUACCAUUUUGCAACACACCACUGAUGCACUGGAGUUUAACAUGCCCACUCCAAUAUCAAGUCAAGAAAGUUUAUCUCGAUGUUUGACCACAACAUCAUCUAUCGAGCCAACCCAUUUAAUACCCAACGCAUCCAUCCAAAAAAAGACGCCAUCUAAACCAUCAAACUCGCUAAAGUCUAUUUUAAAGCAGCGACCUGUUGCCUCCAAACCAAGUGCUGAUGCGUGUCAACAAUUAAUACAGCAUCCAAAACACGAUAUUUAUCCCAUAAGUAGUACGUCUAUAGCAAAUCGACAUUCUUCAGUUUUAUCUGCUGUGCCGAGUGUGGGUGGUUAUGCAGCAGCAUUUCGCAAAAACCCAACUAUCCACUUUGAUUUUAAUGUUUAUCGACAUUUCCAGACCUACAAAGAUCCAGUGGUCAAAAGGGAUAAAAAACCGACACUACGGCAUUUGAAAAAAGUAAACACUUUAGAUACUCAAGUACCAGACAAUGAAACGGCCGUAGAUAAACCUAAACCAGUAGUCUUGAAACGUCAAUCACAAACAUCUUUAGCAACAGACACUCACUUGAGACGAUCAACACAGUUUGAAUUAACACCAAAUGAUUUUAAUUCAUGUCGUGUAGAGGAUUCUAAUGAAACCCAAGUUACACAAGAUUCUGUAAAGUUUCCGUUUAAACCGAAAUUAAUAACUGAAACUCAUAGCAUGCCACAAAAACCCUUGGUUGCCGAGACAAGACGAUCAAGACGUUCCGAACCUCAAUGUUUUACCAUGGCAUCUGCAAACAAAGUAUCAACCUACCAGUUUAUUCCAAUCUACAACCAGCAGGACUUUCACAACACACACAGGGUUCAGUGA